Molecule: messenger RNA, 6030 nt
Organism: Oncorhynchus nerka (sockeye salmon)
Lineage: Eukaryota; Metazoa; Chordata; Actinopteri; Salmoniformes; Salmonidae
Product: neurabin-1-like
Exons: 19
Coding region: 354-4565 (1403 amino acids)
Biological process (GO): neuron projection development; actin filament organization; calcium-mediated signaling
Cellular component (GO): cytoplasm; actin cytoskeleton; postsynaptic density
Molecular function (GO): actin filament binding
Source: RefSeq, a predicted model, not a curated record
GCGCGCGCGUUGUCGGCGCAAGGUGUGGGAUUUGCAAAGUUUGGCAUUUCGACAAUGAACCCUGGACAAUUCAAUCGGCGUUUGUAAAGCCGUGGACGCAGGGAUAAUACUGGUUCCUAUAAGUGCUGUUCAACUUGAAUAGCGAUGUGAAUCAAAUUGACCUGCUUUUGAAUGCGUUGUUGUUGUAUUUCAGCUUUGCAAACGGUGUGUUUUUCUGUAGACAGUGGACGGAGUCCUAAAGCUUAACUUGUUUGGAAACAGAGCGGUACCUUCUAACCCUAUCGAAUAAGGGAGACAUGCAAACUUGACUCCUUCAUUGAGCUUCAUACCUCUCCACCAGCCUCCAGCCCCAGAUGAUGCGGACGGACAAUAAAGGCCGGAGCGCCUCCCCCCACAGGAACGCCUACAAGUCUGACCUCCACUCCAUCAAAUACUCCUUGGACACUGUGACCAGGCCGAGACCUACUUCCCUGGGCCUCUCUAUCCCUUCACCUGGCCCCAUGGCAGUCCCUCACACCAGGACCAGCAGUGCCAGUGGCCCUGGUGAGUGUUCUAGGGGUAGGACCCUCAGUCCUAGAGGGACCAAGAUCAGAGACAACAUCUUCCUCCAGAUGGACAGCCAACAGCACCUCAUCCACCCCUUGUCUCAGGCCCUACCCAAAUGCCCUCUCAGCUACAGCUCUGUCCGGAGCAGUGUGACCAGCAUGUCCAGUGUAGAAUCAUCUAUGCUAGAUAAACCGUCCAAGGCCGAGGAGAUAGACAGAGCGGCUCUAGCUCAAAAGUUCUCUGUGACCCGGAAGCUGUUUGAGACGGUCAGCGGGAGUCAAAGUUUAAAGGUCAGCCCUGACAGAGAUAGCAGGGGGUCUGUGGAUGGGAGGGGGGAGGACGGGGGCACGGGGAGAGCAAGGAGCAGGUCAGAACGAGAUGAGCUGACAUCCACGUCAGAAAGCGAAGGCGAGGGGGAGAGGAGGAAAGAGAGGGAGGACAGAAAACCCAUCAACGUACACACACACAUUUCUCUAUCCGACGUAGAACUCCACACACACACUUCAUCACUGGACACCAGCUUGUCUACACACAUUCACCCAGUUAAUGGUCACUCCAUUACAGCUGACCCCUCAGACAGCAGCAGUGUGUGUCGUGGAAGUGUGUUAGAUGGGAGUGUGUGUGAGGACUCUGUGUGCUCCCAUGUAUUCAACCCACCUAGCCCAGCACCCAGCACCCCCCACUCUCAGCCUCCAUCCCAUUCUUAUGACUCCCCUAGUCCUCUCACCCCAGUCUCCCCCUGUUCUGACCAGACUGACUUCUAUGGCCCUAGUAAUCCUAAUGCUGACAACAGGACUUUGUCUGAGGGGAAUGACCCUAGUGAGCUUUACAUGACCCCUGGUGACCCUUUGACCCCCACAGAGGAGUCAGGGGCUAGGACUGUGAGGGCGGAGCUAGUGGAGGUGAAGAACGAGUCGUCUGAGAGCGAAGGGAACGAGGGAGAGGAGGAUGAGGACACCUUAAAGGAAGAAGAGGAGACCACAAAGAAAGAGGAAAGCAAGCGGGAGGAGAGCAAUGUGAAUAACCUGGUGGAUAAUGUGUUUAACCUGGUAGAUGAUGUGUUUGAAGAAUCCAGAGUGGAGCCUAGAAUGGUAGAACAGAGAAUGGUUGAACCGACAGUGCAACCUAAAAUGGUGGAACAGAGAACGGUUGAAGCUCCAGUGGAAAUCAGAAUGGUUGAACCCUCGUUGAGAGAAUGUGUGGAGGGAUUCCAUGACAGUUCUGAGGUGAGAGAGAAGGAAUCAGGGAGAGACAUGUACCAGCAGGAGAUCGAAUGGAGCGAGGGGCAGAUGGCGGAAGAAAGCAGACAGUUUAGAGAAGAGGGGAUGACAGGAAAGAGUGAGAUGGAGAACGAGAAGGUAGGGACGGAAGAAAGAGAUGAGCCAGGAGAGCAGGAGAAAUUUGAGGUGAGAGGAAGCAUGUGUGAUGAGAGCAGAGAGGAGGAAGGGAACGAGGAGGCCGGAUUGGAGGCAAGAGAGGAUCGAGGGAUAGACUUCAGGGUAAAGGAAGAAGUGAGAGAGGAAGAGGAGAGGAAGUGCAGAUGGAGAGUGGAUGUGACGGAUAAGGACGAAGGGAGUGGGUGCACCGAGAGAGGAGAGGAGGAGAAUGGAUCUGCCAUCAUCCUUGAGAUUGAGAAUGAGGCCUUCGCGAAAGACAGGGAACGGGACUCCGCAAGAUGUCUGACCCCAGAUCCAGAGGAGCAGCUCUCUACUGAAUAUGAUGAGAUUCCCGGUCUUCCUCAUGAGGAUAAUGAGGAUUCUGCUAAGACAAGGAAGGUCAAAUUCUCUACAGCACCAAUCAAGGUGUUCCUUACCUACUCUAAUGCGGACUAUGACAGGCGUAACGAUGACGUUGAUCCUGUGUCUGCCUCUGCUGAGUAUGAACUGGAGAAGAGAGUGGACAAGAUGGACCUCUUCCCUGUCCAGAUAGAGAAGGGAGAUGAGGGUCUGGGUAUCAGUAUAAUAGGGAUGGGGGUAGGGGCUGACCAGGGUCUGGAGAAGCUGGGCAUCUUCGUUAAGACCAUCACAGAGAAUGGAGCUACACAACAGGAUGGACGUGUCCAGGUGAAUGACCAGAUAGUGGAGGUGGAUGGGGUCAGUCUGGUCGGAGUCACACAGCUGUUUGCUGCCACUAUGCUGAAGAAAACCAUUGGCACUGUCAGGUUUUUGAUAGGCCGGGAGAAGCAGGGGGAGGAGAGUGAGGUGGCUCGUCUGAUCACUCAGAGUCUGGAGCAGGACAAGAGACCACCUACAGUGGAGUUGCUAAAUGGAGGUGAUGAUGGCGCUCUGGGGCUGAGCACAGUGGAUGAGAGAGAGGAAGAUCUCCUUACAGAGGAUGAAGAUGAGGAAGAGGAAGACCUAACCAGCCUGGACUCAACCCAGCUCUGCCUUAAAUACAAACAGCUCCAAUUAAAGCUCAGGACCAGAUCAGACCAACUCUGCCUAGCCCAGGAGAAGCUGAGGGUUUGUGAGGAGCAGCGGGCCGUGUGGGAGAGUCGUCAGGAUGAGCUGGAGCAGAGUGUCCAGGAGGGAGAGGAGAAGGCUGACCAACUAGAGAAGUACUGGCAGGAGGCCCAGGCUCUGUGCAGGAUUGUGAACCAGCGAUUGGCUGACACUCAGAGCCAAUUCGACAGCCUAGAGGUCAAAUACAGCAAGGCCAAGAGACUGCUGAGGGAAUUCCAACACAGAGAGAAGGAGAGUGAGAGGAGAGAGGAGGAGCUGCGGCGAGAGAUGGAGGAGACCGAGAGGAGACACAGAGAUACCGUGGAUAGACUACAGAGACAGAUUGGUCCCCUGGAGCGAGGGGAGGCGGUCCCUGAGAUUGACAACCAACCGCUGGACACCUCAUUUACCUCAAGUGCAGACUGGAGCAUUGCUGUGCCUGAAACGGGUCGGCUGGACACGAGCGCUCACAGGGCCAGAGCACAGCUCGCCCAGAAAACCAAGAGACACCCUCCCUCACGAGACAAACUCAGAGAGUCCUUCAGGAGACCGGGUGAGGAAGACCAGAUUCAGGCCUGUGACGGGAAGAGCCAAUCUCUGACUGCGAGCACACCCCGAGAAGUGGGACGUUCAUUCUCGGCAGGAGGUGACCGUUUCCACUCCAGCACCACCUCUCUGUCUGCCCUCACCCCCCAGUCCCAUCCCCCAUCCUCUCUCCUCACCCCCCAGCCAGACCAGUCUCCCUCGAAAGAGGACAACUCCUCUGCCACACACAAAUCAAAGAGAAGAUUCCCUGACUUCAGCAGCCUCCGCAAGUCUCUCAGCAGAGGCAGGAAGAGUGAGAAGGAGAAGAACGAGAGAAGGUCCCUGGACCACAGGGGUUCGUGUGGUGACCUGGUAGAUAACCCCAGCAGUGGUGUAUCUCCCUCAGGCUCUGUCACUUCCAUGCCCUCCUGCCUGCCCUUCUCCUGGUUCGGGGAGCGAGGGCGGGAGAGGCUGAAGAGGGAGAGAGAGAAGCUUAGAUCGGUCUCCAGCAGCAGUCUACCCUACAUGACCACCGGGGGCAGUAGAGACUGCCAGAGACUGAGUGUUGCAGACGCAGGGAGUACCAGCUCUGCUCUCCUGUCAGGGAUGCUAUCAGAUUUGUCUCUCUCUGGGCGCUCUCAAACUCUCACCUUCUCCUCCUCAGAGACUCUGGACGGUGACUCUGUCCUAGUUGGUAACGAUAAUCAAUGGCAAAGCCGACCCCUGGACCAAUGGACCAAUCAGCAGGUCUGUCUGUGGUUGAUUGGCAUUAGCAUGGACCAAUAUGCAGCAAAGUUCACAGCCAAUGGUGUGGAUGGGCUGCAACUCCUCAAUCUGGACAACAACAAACUCAAAGCUCUGGGGGUGUGCAGUCAGAGUGACCGUGCUGCUCUGAGAAGAAGGCUGAAGGAGAUGAGGAAGACUCUGGAGAAGGAGAGAGUGAAGGGAAUGGAGAGCGAGGAAAAGGAGAGUGAAGGAAAGGAGACAAGGGAGAAGGCGGGAAGGGAGGACAGGCGUGGUGGUAAAAAGGUCAGAACAGAGUCACUCUGCUGAAGUCUGCACUCUGACCCCUAAACGAUCUUCAAUCACAACUUUUUAUCUGAGAAGUCCUACUUCCAUUAGGCUCACCGCGACUGGGGAAAUAUACUUUAUUUAUUUUUAAGUGUUUUGUUGCUAUGUAUAGACGUUUCUAUAUGCAUGUUGUACAGCUGAUGACAUUUAAGCACUAUAUUGUAUUUUAAGCUGUGAAUGUUUUACAUGCGUUAAUAAAUCAUGUUUCAAUCUUAGACUUAACUUCUGACUGUAAAGACUGCAUUUUAACAUUUAGGUUAAAUUUCAUUUCCACGAUGUAAUAAAAGUAACAAAGUGUAUGAAAGAAAAAAGAUGGAUGUGAAUUUGUACAGGAUGUAAAAACAUUUAUUUAGCAAAAUCAUGGCAAUUUUUCACACUUUUACUUUACAUUGUCAACAGCUGUCACUGGACAAAUCCUCCACGUUAAGUCAUUGAAUGGGCCCUGUUUAAAUACUUCUUCAACAAAAAAAACACAGAAUUUCUUCACUUCCUUGAAAUGAACACUGAUUUAACGUGACCGAUUAGAAGAACCACAAUAUGUAGUUUCCCCACUCACUCACUCUGCUUCACUGGUCCAUCUCAACAAUCGAAUACUUAGAAGUUCACAACGUUUCUCUCUGAGCAGUUAUGGAUGGUGACGUUAGUACAUGGAUAUAAAUAAAACCGAAAGAUUGAAUGGGAAAGCUGUUGAUUAGCUCCUGCUAUAACCUGAUGAAAAAUGGCCCCAGUUAAACAUGAGAAAUGUGUAGAACUGUCCUUACACCCAAAUGGCUUUGAGAUGAUUUGUGAUUUGAGGCAUCCAUCCUUCCAUAUCUUGGAGAAAAAAAACUCAUGAAAAAUGAUUUGGCCAGUGGAGUACUUUGUAGGUAACAUUCUCCUCAUACAAUAAAUACACAUUCUUCAAAAUAUACAAAACAUAUAAAACACUCUAGCCUGUUCCGUAAGUGUACAUUUACAAAACAAUGUCCAGAGCUUUGAAAGAGGGACAGCUGGGAUUCUUGACUCAAAAUGUUAAAGAACACACAACAAUCUUCUCUUUUUGUCCAGUGAUCAACAUGGAUGUUACUAUCAAGAUAAAAUUCAAUCAGACAAGGUACUACUUAAUUGAUCCCCAAAAAGGGACAAUUUGAUGAAUUGUUAUUUCACCUUAUCUAACCUGCUGUUGUACUGUAUCGUCGCCAUCUGUCCUUAAAGUACACAAAUAAAGCUUUUCUACAAAUAGUUUUUUUUCCUACAUUUUUUUUUGUGUCCACACUGUGGCGCGGGGCCUUGGAAUCGUCAGAUCAAUGUCUGUGGGAACGGGAGCUCCAGCGUUCCACCAUUGUUAAGAGUAACUCUCGUUCUCACUCCAGCUCGUUAUCCAGGCUUUCUUUUCCAGACUUCCCAGUUGGUCUUUCUCCUCCUUUUGUAUCCGCACCGCAUUAUAACUGGGAACGCUGUCGUACUU